This is a messenger RNA of Lampris incognitus (smalleye Pacific opah), 1678 nucleotides long. RefSeq lists its product as uncharacterized. The record is from RefSeq and is a predicted model, not a curated record. NCBI's taxonomy places the organism in Eukaryota, Metazoa, Chordata, Actinopteri, Lampriformes, Lampridae. The coding region runs from base 69 to 1379 and encodes 436 amino acids. The transcript is spliced from 4 exons.
CCACCGCGAAGUACGUGAGGCUUCGAGGGGCGAUGCGCAACACGCUGAGCAUCAGCCCCUGAACAAAUAUGUCUCGCGCUGCAGUUAGAGCCUAUUCUGAUAAAAGUGGGCAAAAGCCCUCUGUCCUAGCAACCACUAUGCAAAUCCCGGACCCCCAUAUAGAGGAGAUUGACCCUGGUUGCGUCAUCCUGGCCCAGUGGGAGGAUAUUUUGAGAACUGAGGAAGCCGAGGACGUUGUAGGAGAAAUUGUUGAAGAACUCUUAAGCCAUGUCAUGGAGACCUGCUUCAGGGGGUACAUUCAGAAACAGCUGGUGCCUUACUCUAUAUCCAGGGCAAAAGACUGCCUGAUUCAGAUUUUGGAGUGGCAGUUCUUCCUCCGAGAUGAAGGAGAAGGACCUGAGGUGGCCUCCAGAACCGAGGACACAGAGCCUCUGCCAUCCACUACAGACUCCUGGGCUCAAGGAUGUGUCCUUGUUGUGCAAGCCACACCUCAAAAUCCCUCCUCCCCUAAACAGGAAUCUUCAAUACAACGGGUAGCUAAACAAACAGAGCCAAGAUCCGAUCAACAACGUCAUAUGAUGGCCCAAAGCAGUUUUCCAGAUCAAUGCAAAAAAGACAAAAAGCCCAGUGAGCCUCCAGAAAACAGGACUUACAGAGUACAAUCCCCUCUCCUGCUGCCAAAAUGUGAAAAGAAGAAACAAAGGCAGAUUCACUCUCCCAUCAAUAUGGCAACAGACAAAUUGCUGCAUUCCCCAAGAACCUCACUGUCGAGUUCAGCCAAAGAGGAGAAUGAGAAAGAAAAGGAAAAGGCAAAAAUUGAACAUUUUAUAUCAGUUUCCAGAUUUGGGUCAUUAUAUCAGAAUGAGGACUACCCAUCCAUACUCAAAUUGGAUCAUGCCUGUCUGCCUCAGCACUGUGUCUUACCUCAGUAUGAGAUUCUUGGCAAAAAUAAAUACCACCUAAAACACCAUCCUAAGAGACCAAGUGGAUUGCCUAUACCAGAAAAGAGACCUAACAAACAGCACACAAUCUUGAAAGUACAUACUUUGAAGUCAUCAACCAGCUACCUGGAUCAGCCAACCCAGUUCGGGGCUGAUUUCUGCUUGUCCCUCAGGAAGAAGUCCAGUCCCACCGGGGUUAAAAGAGAUGGGACAAUUCCCUUCUCUGAAACUCUUAGACUAGACACUAUGAAUUUGGCCCAGGGUGUUUCCCUUAAGGAUGCUCGGGGUACCCAAUUUAGCCCACUCAAAAUGUGUCCACCAUGCCAGCUGGAGCCCAGUGCUGAGCUUAGGCCAAUGCAGAGCAAUCCCACAUUGCCGCUGUACACUGUGGAACAGCUUACUGCAGGUCUACUGCCUCAAGUCACCCCACUGCUCUAAUUAGAAGAUGUAACCAUGAGCUAUACACUCAAGAUAAACAUCAAGUUCUUAACUUUGAGUAGAAUGAAUUUAUCAGUGGUUCGGAUAAUGGAUGGAUGGAUGAAUUUUCAGUUUGAGUUGAAAAACGAUUUAGAUUUGUCUAAUGUUCUUUGAUACAUUUGUCCUGUUUGAAUUACAAAGCCAAAGCUGUAAACUACACAUUCCUGAAAUAAAAUUCAAUACAUUUACACAUUGUUACCUAACAUUGGGAUACUUAACUUUUUCCUCAUAUGUGAAAUAAAACUUUUUAGUGCUGUUUC